Molecule: messenger RNA, 379 nt
Organism: Rotaria sp. Silwood2
Lineage: Eukaryota; Metazoa; Rotifera; Eurotatoria; Philodinida; Philodinidae
Source: the annotation of a GenBank genome assembly
AUGACUAAACCGAGUGACAUUUGUUUUGACGUUUUUUUUUCUUUUUAUGUAUAUACAUGUAUUUUAUUAUUUAAUCAACGACAGUACGAAACGUACUAUGAUUAAUUGAAUAAAAACUAAAUGAAAAGAAAUAUUUCCGAAUGAUAAAACAGAUUGAGUGCUUUUGCUCGUUUGAAUUCCAAUAUUUGACAAUAUCUCGAGUGAAUCAUAAUAUUUUUUCAUUUCAACAUAUCGAGGACGUAAACCACAAAAUUUAGGACAUUCAUUAGGAACAUUUGAAUAUUUUGUACAUAAUGAUUUAUCAUGUCCAUAUUUACAAUCAUCAGAUAAUGAUGAACAAUCAAGAUUUUCACAUUGUUUAUCUGCAGAUAAACUUUAA